CAAUGUUUCUUUUUAUACAGUUAUCUAUAUAUAUGCAUUAUUGUAUGAACAACAACACCACAAUCUCUUCUUGGAUCCUAAACAUAACAAGAAGAAAGAACACAGAUACGAAUUCUCUUAUUUUCACCAUUUAAUUUGAUUGUUUUCUUGAAUAGGUAUAUAGAGCUACUAGAAAUGGAUACAAUGAAGAUUAUUAAACUUCACGUUAUACUAGUCUCUUUCUUACUCAUCUUUGAAGUUCCUUCGAUUCUUGGGUUCAGUAUGAGAGGCACUACUAGAUCGGAGCCGGAAGCAUUUCACGGCAGAGAGUACUUCUCGGCGAUGAAGAGCAGGAAGUUGAUGGUUACAAACUUGCAAGUCGAUUAUUCAGCUGAUUAUGAUGAUGGAGCCUCUUCUUCAGCAUCACCAUCACCACCAGUGCCUGAUUAUGAUGAUGAUAUCAAUAAAAGGCAAGGUGAUGUCCCAAGCCCUGCUAUAGGCCACUGAUGAUACGUUUUCAUGUGUAUGCUGUAUACACAGAAAGAAAUAACACGUUUUGGCAUUUUAGGUUAAUAUAUUUAUACAUACAUGUUAUUUACUUGUUCAGAUGUGUAUUUGUCCUAAGAGGUCUCCAUAUAAUCAAUUUAUGUGCCGUUUUUUGUUUUUGUUUUAAUACUACUUAUUAUCUUUUUCGAUAUAUACAUAUUUUUAUUAUGUCAUUAUUCAAUAAAUGUGACAUCGACAUUUUAUGUAUGUGUGUAUGUAUGUAAUAAUUUCAUAGACAAAUC
Molecule: messenger RNA, 767 nt
Organism: Raphanus sativus (radish)
Lineage: Eukaryota; Viridiplantae; Streptophyta; Magnoliopsida; Brassicales; Brassicaceae
Product: precursor of CEP15-like
Exons: 1
Coding region: 175-486 (103 amino acids)
Source: RefSeq, a predicted model, not a curated record